GCGGCGGCGGCGGGCGCGGGCCGGCUCGGCAUGGCUCUCCUGGUGGUCGGUCUGGUGGGCUGUACCUUCUUCCUCGUGGCGAAUGGCCUCUACUCUUCGAGUGAUGAUGUAAUCGAGUUAACACCGUCAAAUUUCAACCGAGAAGUUAUUCAAAGUGAUAGUUUGUGGCUUGUAGAAUUCUAUGCUCCAUGGUGUGGCCACUGCCAGAGGUUGACACCAGAAUGGAAGAAGGCGGCAACCGCGUUAAAAGGCAUUGUAAAAGUUGGUGCAGUUGAUGCAGAUAAACAUCAGUCCCUAGGAGGUCAGUAUGGUGUCCAGGGAUUUCCCACCAUCAAGAUUUUUGGAUCUAACAAAAACAGACCAGAAGAUUAUCAGGGUGGCAGAACUGGUGAUGCCAUCGUGGAUGCUGCUCUCGGUGUUCUACGCCAGCUCGUAAAGGAUCGCCUGGGAGGCAGGGGUGGUGGGUACAGUUCCGGAAAACAAGGUAGAAGUGAAAGUUCAAGUAAGAAAGAUGUGAUUGAGCUGACAGACGACACCUUUGAUAAGAAUGUUCUUGAUAGCGACGACGUUUGGAUGGUUGAGUUUUAUGCCCCUUGGUGUGGUCACUGCAAAAACCUCGAGCCAGAAUGGGCCGCAGCGGCCACAGAGGUGAAGGAGCAGACGAAGGGAAAAGUGAAGCUGGCUGCCGUGGACGCCACCCAGAACCAGGCUCUCACCAGCCGCUACGGGAUUAGGGGAUUUCCUACAAUCAAGGUGUUUCAGAAAGGCGAGUCUCCCGUGGAUUAUGACGGGGGACGAACAAGAUCUGACAUCGUUUCUCGGGCCCUCGAUUUGUUUUCUGAUAACGCACCCCCUCCUGAGCUGCUUGAGAUCAUCAGCGAGGACGUGGCCAAGAAGACGUGUGAGGAGCAUCAGCUCUGCGUUGUGGCCGUGCUGCCCCACAUCCUGGAUACCGGAGCUGCAGGCAGAAAUUCUUACUUGGAUGUUCUUCUGAAGUUGGCGGACAAAUACAAAAAGAAAAUGUGGGGGUGGCUGUGGACAGAAGCGGGAGCCCAGUCUGAACUGGAGAACGCCCUGGGAAUUGGGGGGUUUGGCUACCCCGCCAUGGCAGCCAUCAAUGCCCGCAAGAUGAAGUUUGCUCUUCUGAAAGGGUCUUUCAGUGAGCAAGGCAUCAACGAGUUUCUCAGGGAGCUGUCUUUCGGACGCGGCUCUACAGCCCCCGUAGGAGGUGGGGCCUUCCCCCCCAUCAGCGCCAGAGAGCCGUGGGACGGCAAGGACGGCGAGCUUCCCGUGGAAGACGACAUCGACCUCAGUGACGUGGAGCUGGACGACUUGGAGAAAGACGAGUUGUGAGAGGCUCGGCGUAGACCUCAGUUUUCUUUUCUUGGGAGCGAGCUUUUCCAGCAGUGAAGGAACAUUCUUAGAAUCAGUGAGUCUACCCGCGGCCUUUCAGACCAAGAAGUAGCACUGGACGGGUCGCUUCAAAGCACUGCAACAGCGGACUUGCGCAUCUCAAGAAAACAACGAGAAAUUCUAUGAAUUGUAACCAGCGAAUUGGGUUGUAUUCUGUUGAGUAAUAUUUUGAAGAAAACUGAUGGGCUGUUGAAACAUUUUCCCUCCCUCUGACUGCUGCUUGAAUGUUCUUGGAGGCUGUUUCUUACAUAAGUUUUUUAAUGUGAUUCUUUCAUUUGAAUAUAAUGGCUUUUUUCCAUUUAAGAAUAAAACAAUAUUUUGGACAAUGCCA
Molecule: messenger RNA, 1744 nt
Organism: Talpa occidentalis (Iberian mole)
Lineage: Eukaryota; Metazoa; Chordata; Mammalia; Eulipotyphla; Talpidae
Gene: PDIA6
Product: protein disulfide isomerase family A member 6
Exons: 13
Coding region: 31-1353 (440 amino acids)
Biological process (GO): response to endoplasmic reticulum stress
Cellular component (GO): endoplasmic reticulum lumen
Molecular function (GO): protein-disulfide reductase activity; protein disulfide isomerase activity
Source: RefSeq, a predicted model, not a curated record